Molecule: messenger RNA, 450 nt
Organism: Pisolithus orientalis
Lineage: Eukaryota; Fungi; Basidiomycota; Agaricomycetes; Boletales; Pisolithaceae
Product: U5-snRNA binding site 2 of PrP8-domain-containing protein
Exons: 2
Coding region: 1-450 (149 amino acids)
Biological process (GO): mRNA splicing, via spliceosome; spliceosomal tri-snRNP complex assembly
Cellular component (GO): U5 snRNP; catalytic step 2 spliceosome
Molecular function (GO): pre-mRNA intronic binding; U1 snRNA binding; U5 snRNA binding
Source: RefSeq, a predicted model, not a curated record
AUGAACAAGUUGUUAGAUGCCCUUGUCAGGGCUGAGAACAAGAUUCAAACCCAUGUCAAGACCAGGUUGAACAAUAAGGUGCCUUCACAUUUCCCACCAGUCAUUUUCUACACUCUGAAGGGGCUAGGCAGUCUUAGUAUGUUGUUGAUGGGUCACAUUCUGAUUCCACAAAGUGACCUGAGGUGGUUGAAGCAAACUGAUAUUACCCACUUCCAAGCCAGUAUGUUCUAUGAAGAGGACCAACUCAUACCCAACUUGUACUGUUAUCUCUGCCCAUCAGAGGCAGAAUUGGAAACCCUGGAUUCAGCCCAUGUCUGGUUAGAAUACUCCAUGAAGUGGAAGGAAGCAAACACUCAAAGCCAUUGUCUCACUCUUGAAGACCUUGAAGACAGCUGGGACAGAGGUAUCCCCCAUAUCAAUACUCUGUUCCAGAAGGAUUGCCACAUGUAA